CUUGUGCGUGGGAGAAUCAACAAGCGAAAAGGAUGUUAGCUACCUAUAAAAACUUGUAUUCCCUUGUUAUAUACAGCCAACGAUUUUUCACGGUGGAUUUGGAGAAUAACAAGUAACACUGUAGCAAGAAAACCACUGGUGUCUGCGAGUGCUUGAGGGAAUAACAGGUUAAGUUCACUGUAUGAAGAGUCCACAUUGCCAGGUUGCCAGGCUGGAGCUGAACCUUGGCAUCUGUAGGAGGCUGUUGGUCGGGCCUGUGAAUUCUCUAGAGCAAGUUGAGAAUGAUAUCCGGGGGCUGAGAAAACAAGACGCGCAUUUCAUCAGCGGACCAGCUGCGGGAGAGCAGCGAAAGGCUACGGGCAGAUCUACGCACAAUCUUCUAGCCAUGGGUUGCUAUGACUGCUGUAUGCGCUGUCUGGGUGGGGUGCCCUACACCUCCCUUGUAGCCACCCUGCUGUGUUUCUCUGGCAUUGCUCUCUUCUGUGGCUGUGGCCAUCAGGCCCUCACAGAGACAGAGAGGCUCAUUGAGACCUACUUUGCCCGUAACCUCCAGGACUACAUUACCCUGGCCUACCUUAUCCAAUAUUUUCAGUAUGUCAUUUAUGGCCUGGCCUCCUUCUUCUUCCUCUACUGCAUUGUGCUUCUGGCUGAGGGCUUCUACACAACCAGUGCCACACGCCAGACCUUCGGAGAGUUCAGGAGCACCAUGUGUGGACGCUGCCUCAGUUCCAUGUUCAUUGUGGUGACCUACGUCUUGGCUGUUUUGUGGCUCCUGGUGUUUGCCUUCUCGGCACUUCCUGUUUACUUCUGUUACAACAUGGAUGCUACCUGUCAUACUAUUACCGUACUGACCGAGACGCCGGCCAGCAUCAACCAGCUCUGCAUCGACGCUCGCCAGUACGGCCUGCUUCCCUGGAACGCCAUGCCAGGGAAGGCCUGUGGGAUGACACUAUCCAUCGUGUGUAAAACCAGAGAGUUCCGGAUGACCUAUGACCUCUAUAUCGCUGCAUUUGCUGGAGCUGGCAUCACCCUCCUUGCGCUGCUCACCUACAUAGUCUCCACCACCUAUAACUUUGCUGUUCUCCGGUACCUCGGGAGAAAGGGCAUAGGCACAAGGUGUUAGUAGUCUCCUUUCUUCCUGCUGUACAACACUGAGAGCUAGAGGAACAACUGGGACUCCCUGUACUCUCUUCCCUUUCCGCGCCUCGAGACGGCUGCUUGGACCCAUGAACAUUGUUCUAUACUGUCUCCCCCGUAUCCCAGCCCAAACAACCUUUCCCUGUUUCUUCAAAGCCUUAUGUUGGGGUUCAUGGAAAACUGUCUAUUCACACCACACAAAUGUCUUCCUAAAUGUAUAAAUGGAUGUGUUCAUCAUUUGAUUCUGCUAUUGUGAACAAUAAUUGCAAACCUAACUCACUUAACAUUGCUAGACGCCUUGAUAUCCUUUCAUUUUUAUUAGUUGUGCAACACUCAUGGUGGCAUCUAAAAAAAAGGCUUUUCCAUGUAUAAUAUCCUUCACAUCUUGUUGUCAUGCCGCUAGAAGAGCGCGAGUUUGUGGUCAUGUACUGACCUCUGGGGAUUUUUUCACAGGCAAAUGAAAAGACAUCAUAAUGCAGCAAGGCUGACUUAAAAAAACUGGCCAAACAGAUGUGCCCCAGGGCCCACCUGCUCAAGGGUUUAUAGCAAAGUGUCAUGUUGGGUGUCAGAGUAGGUGAGGGGGUUGGAGGGAGGGACAAAGAGAAGGAAUGGCUCCUCAAACCCUGAAAGACACACCCUGCUUCCUGGGACCUUGGUCAGCGGGCCAGAGGCAUUGUACAGAGAUGAUGGCUCAAGAACCAGGGUUAGAAGGGGGAUGGGUAGAGAAUGGUUCAAGUUUCUCUCCCAACAAAAUAUUUUCUUCAGUUUGUACUGAUUGGAAGAAGUUAGGAAAAAAAAAAUCAUUUUGAGGGAAAUGGAAAGCAUGCUAUACAUUUCCACCUGGAUUUAUUUAGAGGACUGUGCAAAAGGACUGAUACCACCAGAAUUAUGGAAAUGGUCAAAUUCUUGUAUUUGAUAUUCUUCACUCCAACGGUGCUAACUGUGAGGCACAUCAACUGAGUUACCUUAAUUUGCUUUCACGUAUGUGAUAUCUGUAAGUGGUCCACUGCCUUGUGGGUGAAACAGACAUUAUAAUAAAAUCUGUAAUUUUAUAGGAUAAACAAACAAAAGGUAGUUAUUGUAUAAUACAUGUGCAUAUUAUGUGCUGUAGAUAAAUGUACUAAUCUUAAUACCCCUGCAAAAACAAAACCACUGUGUACUAACAAGCCAUGUUAUUUAGAUGACUCAUAUAGUUAGUGGCUGGCUCUGUUUGCUCAGUGUUUGUUUUGUGAUGCCAUGUUGGUAAUAUUUGGUAAUAAAAAAAUAUGGUCCUAUAUUUCAAGACAAACUGUAAAUUGUUCCUUAGUAAGCCUACAUCUGGUAGUGUGUGUGGCUUGCUCCUAAGGUAUAUUUGUUAUGAUAUUUCCAUCCUAGAGUAUUCUCUAUUGUCCUGUGACUUGCUCAGAAACUACUAGUAAGUACUUUAGGAAAGUAAACAAUGUUCUGGGGUUUUGUGGGUCAUCUACUCUCAGGGCAUGUAGGGGAUCAUGUGGUUUCAUAUCCUUGGUUCUGAUCCUUAAUAUUCCACAGUGUUGUGUGUUACAAGAGACUAGGGAUGCACGAUAAUAUCUGCACGUCAUCGGUAUCGGCAGAUAAAAGCUUCGAAACUUGAUUAUCGGCAUCUGCAGAUAUGAAGCUUUCUGCCGAUGUACCUGGCCGAUAAGGUGACGUGCAAAUUAUGCGCAUGCGAAGCAAAUGUUUAAUUAAUCAAUAAGCCCGUCGCGUUGUGCCUAACAACUCCACUUACCUUUUCUAAAAUCGGCGCAAAACACGGACUUUCGGGCCUUAUUGCUUUUCUAAAAUUGUUACUACAAAUAUUUGAUAUGGUUUCAUAAAUAAAGACAAUCAAAUUUAAG
Molecule: messenger RNA, 2993 nt
Organism: Hypomesus transpacificus
Lineage: Eukaryota; Metazoa; Chordata; Actinopteri; Osmeriformes; Osmeridae
Gene: plp1a
Product: proteolipid protein 1a
Exons: 10
Coding region: 182-1123 (313 amino acids)
Biological process (GO): central nervous system myelination; axon development
Cellular component (GO): myelin sheath; plasma membrane
Molecular function (GO): structural constituent of myelin sheath
Source: RefSeq, a predicted model, not a curated record